Molecule: messenger RNA, 557 nt
Organism: Pelobates cultripes (western spadefoot toad)
Lineage: Eukaryota; Metazoa; Chordata; Amphibia; Anura; Pelobatidae
Source: the annotation of a GenBank genome assembly
AUUUAUCCCAGAACUUUGAGGUGACCCACACCAAGCGACUGAGACCAAGCCGACACCAUCGGAUAACCGCAGCAUCUGACCAUUUACCACACGAACCACAAAGGGGAACCAAGACAGAGGACCACCACUCGGCACAGUCCAGCUGGAUGGCAGACGGAGACAUCAGACACCACACCACCGGGCGGAUCCCUGCACAAAAACUCCUGGGUGUAUGUUUCACUUUAACAUGGCAGGGCAUUUGGAAAUGGACUGUUUUAUCUGUACAACAUACUAGACAUGUGCAAGGCAAGCAAAUUAGGUUGGACAAACCGUUAUUCUCAAAAAUAGAUUUAUCCCAGAACUUUGAGGUGACCCACACCAAGCGACUGAGACCAAGCCGACACCAUCAGAUAACCGCAGCAUCUGACCGUUUACCACACGAACCACAAAGGGGAACCCAGACAGAGGACCACCACUUGGCACAGUCCAGCCGGAGGGCAGACGGAGACAUCAGACACCACACCACCGGGCGGAUCCCUGUGACUGGACUGCAGGCGCAGAGAUCUGGAAUUGGUUAG